Cydia pomonella (codling moth) is the source of this 390-nucleotide messenger RNA. RefSeq lists its product as uncharacterized. Bases 1 to 390 code for a protein of 129 amino acids. The transcript has a single exon. NCBI's taxonomy places the organism in Eukaryota, Metazoa, Arthropoda, Insecta, Lepidoptera, Tortricidae. The record is from RefSeq and is a predicted model, not a curated record.
AUGUAUGGAGCAGAAUGCUGGACCGCUAAGAAAGUGCAUGAACAAAAACUCCACGUGGCGGAAAUGAAAAUGCUUAGGUGGGCUGGCGGUGUCACGCGACUCGAUAAGGUUCGCAAUGAAUAUGUACUCGGCUCGUUCAAGGUAGCGCCUAUUACCGAAAAACUCAAAGAGAGUAGAAUGAGGUGUUAUGGUCACGUUUUGCGAAGGGACGAAAACUACAUAGUGAGGAAGGCUAUGAACAUCCCAAGCAACCCCAAAGGAAGAGUCAGAAGACCAGCAACCUGGUGGUCCUAUGUCGAAAGAGAAAUGAGGACACAAAACUUGACCACGCGGACAACCCAGGAUAGACUGUCCUGGCGCCGACAUACGAGGAGGCCUGACCCCAGCUGA